Molecule: messenger RNA, 537 nt
Organism: Ostertagia ostertagi
Lineage: Eukaryota; Metazoa; Nematoda; Chromadorea; Rhabditida; Trichostrongylidae
Source: the annotation of a GenBank genome assembly
GUUGAAUUCUUCCCGUUUGACGACCAACGGUGCAGCCUGACGUUCGGCAGUUGGACGUACAGUCGUAACGAGGUCCAAUUGGACUUCUUGCACGCGGAUCGGGUAGACUUCUCCGAAUAUGCGACAUCGUCAAUAUGGGACAUGAUGGACGCGCCAGCGGUGCUCACCGAGGAUCGAAGUCGAAUCGAGUUUCAGGAGGAAAACUUUGUUCUACACUGUCGUGUGAUUCUGCCGACGGUACUCAUGGCAUUCUUGAAUGUCACUGUCUUCUACCUUCCGACAGCAUCAGGCGAGAAGAUGGGUUUGACGAUGAAUGUGUUGCUGUCAAUUGUUGUGUUCUUGCUGCUGGUAUCAAAAAUUCUUCCGCCGACGUCUCUAUCCAUUCCCCUCGUCGCUAAAUAUCUGCUGCUCACCUUUGUGCUCAAUAUCAUCACAUUUUCCUGGAUCACCAGUCGUCAUCAUGUAACAUCUAUUUCCGAUCUCCAUCACUCGUUCGUCUACGCCUCCCACCAUGGAGUUCGAAGCGUCUUUGUCUAG